Molecule: messenger RNA, 3270 nt
Organism: Recurvomyces mirabilis
Lineage: Eukaryota; Fungi; Ascomycota; Dothideomycetes; Mycosphaerellales; Teratosphaeriaceae
Exons: 2
Coding region: 1-3270 (1089 amino acids)
Source: RefSeq, a predicted model, not a curated record
AUGGCAGCGAGUAAUGGCGGCGCAUCUUCUCCAGCAUUGCCGGAGAACAAGGGCCGGUUCUGGAAUCGAAGACUGCGGCGUGCCUCCUUUAUAUCGCCAUCGACUGGGGAGAGAUCGAAGCGGACAUUCACAUUACGGGAGGCUACACACCGCCUAAGCGGCGAUGAUGAGACCACGCCCUUACUGGACGAUGGUGCCACAGCCAACCGACAAGGCAGCUCUAAAUGGCUUCACUUCCAGGAGCUAGCCAAGCAACAGACUACCAAAGGCUGGCAAUUUGCAACCUCCAAGACUGGGCUCGGCAUCUUCAAGUGUGCUCUCGCUUACUUGAUCGGUUCACUGGCUACUUUCGUUCCUGCGAUCGCUGGAUUCAUCGGAGACAGGCAAGAUAGUAAGCACAUGGUCGCCACUGUGACAGUAUGGUUCCAUCCUGCUCGAUCGAUUGGCUCGAUGCAUGAAGCUACUGUCCUAGCAGUGAUUGCGCUGCUCUACUCCGCUUUUGUCAGCUUUACUUCAAUGACGAUCAGUAUGCUAUUCGGCCGACAAGAUCUCCUAGCUGUAGGACAUGCCAUCGUGCUCGUCGUUUUCAUUGGUGGGGGCCUCGGCUUGGUCGCGUGGGUGAAGCAACGACUUGGACAUCCACUUGUGAACGUGGCUUGUUCGCUGGCUUCGCUCGGAUGUAUCACGGUCUUGAUCAAGGAGGGCGCUGUUCAAGCUGGAUCUUUCUCUCACGAAAGAGUGCUCCAGGUCCUGUUUAUGGUUGUCAUGGGAGUUGUCAUCGUGACUGCUGUCAAUAUUCUUGUAUUACCUACCACGGCACGUGGCUCGCUUGUCAAGGAUGUGGAGAAGAACACUGAUCUGCUUGCCGACAUUCUCAUCAGCAUCACUCGAGCUUUUCUGUCUGGUCGCCGCUCUGAUCUUGAGGACGAGUACUACAAGAAGUUGACAAGUGAUCAACAGGCAUCCUCUGGCUCGAUGAGUAAGAAUCUAGGUGAAGCAAAGCGCGAGCUGUGCUUGCUUGGCAAGGAGCGGCAGUAUGAUCUAGAAGCAAGGAUUGUGGACUGCCUGAUCGGUCUUGCUCAAGAUCUUGGUGGCUUGAGAAGUGCUGCUUUUGCACAGUUCUCCUUUAUGGACGAUGCGUUUACACAGCCUGCGACGAACGGGAACGUGAACGGCACAAUGUUACCCACGAAGACGCAAGAUGCACGCCCGAACAUACUCGACCGCAUCACGGAGGAUCCAGAGGACGACACGGAAGGUGUGCACAGGCCAUCUGUUGGCAUCGACACCGCGAUCACGCCAGACAGACGGGCCAGCAUCGACUCUAUCACCUACCUAGACACACCAAUGUCUAUGAAGUCACCUGGCGAUAUGUUCCUCGCAUUCAUAGCUCAGCUCGGGCCGCCGACUAAGUCACUCGUAUACACUAUCAAGCAGAUCCUUGACGAGCUGCCGUUCCAGCAGAAACCAAAUGCAGGUAUCUGGUCCAUGUACGCUGGUGUCCCGAAUGUGGAAGUCGCGGUGAAUGAGAACUUCCACUCUAGCCUACAGCGUGCUAUCGAGAUGUACCGGCAAGCCCGUGCCGAUGCUCUGCGCAAGCUCCAUGCUAGUCGUGCGAUCAAUGCUGCUGGGCUCGCUUCCCAGCAGGGUGGGAAGGGUGCGAAAGCCCCGUCUAGCUUUCAGAUAAGCAGUCCCGCGAAGUCCACGAUGGGCGAGACAAGACUCGAAGCUGUGCUGGCUGAUAUCGAGGAGGUGUCGGCAUGCUGUGGGCACUUCUCGUUUUCACUGCUAGAUUUCGCCGAAGAUGUGCUCACCUAUCUGAAGCUGCUAGAAGAUCUGAAAGCCGAGAUGCAGACACCUAGACAUUCGUGGAGAUGGCUUGCUCCCUGGUGGCCACGCGGAGAACGUCAGCACUCUACAGACCAGCCACUACCUUCGAAACGCUUCCACGAUCACAGCGAAGAGUACGACAUGCCUCGUGAUAUUCCUGCCCACGUACAACAAGCAGAUGCAUUCGCCGAUCCGGAAAAGGCCUCUGCUAAUCGACCCUGGUCCUACAGUCUCUACCGAGCACUCCACAUCUUCCGGCGAGACGACGUACGGUUCGCCAUCAAAGUCGGCCUUGGUGCUCUGCUGUACGCUCUACCGGCCUUCUUGCCUGAGACAAGACCUUUCUUCGUGCAUUGGCGUGGUGAGUGGGGCCUGGUGUCGUACAUGGCCGUGUGCUCGAUGACGGUUGGCGCAUCCAAUACUACCAGCAUCAAGCGGUUGAUCGGGACUUGUAUCGGUGCUCUCCUGGCUAUCGUAGCAUGGGUCGUAUCAAGUGACCACGGCGAUGCCAACCCUUGGCUACUUGGCUUCUUCGGCUGGUUGAUGGCACUUGGGUGUUUCUACCUCAUGCUGGCUCUUGGAGAAGGACCGAUGGCUCGGUUUAUUCUGCUGACUUACAAUCUCGGUGCACUGUACUCCUACAGCCUCUCUAUCCGAGACGAUGACAACGACGACGAUGAAGGCGGCAUAGACCCAGCCAUAUGGAGCAUCGUCCUUCAUCGCCUCGUAGCAGUCAUCGUCGGCUGCCUUUGGGCAAUCGUCAUCACACGCUUCAUCUGGCCCAUCUCAGCUAGACGAAAGCUAAAGGAUGGUCUGUGUGUCCUUUGGCUUCGUAUGGGCCUGGUAUGGAAACGUGAUCCCCUCGCCAUGUUCUUACUCGGAGAGCCGCGAAGCAGCUACAUGGACAUCCGGGAAGAGGCUACACUACAAUCAUUUCUAUCGAACCUGGAAGGUCUACGCAAGGCCGCUACAUCCGAGUGGGAGCUCCGUGGUCCUUUCCCUGACAAGCUUAUUGGCCGAAUACUGGAGCGUACAGGACGAAUGCUCGACGCUUUCCACGCUAUGAACGUCGUGAUAAGCAAGAACCUGCAAUAUACGCCCGGAGAAGCCGCAGUCCUACGGUACACACGACCUGAGCGGUUCGCACUAUCUGCUCGUAUUAGCCACUUGUUUUCUGUAUUGGCCAGUAGUGUCAAGCUCGAGUAUCCGCUCAAUGAUGUUCUCCCUUCCAUCGACCAUACGCGGGAUCGAUUGCUGGCGAAGAUAUCUGAAUUUCGCCAGGGGGGCGAGGGACGGGAUAUUACUACUGAGCAGGAUUAUGAGUUGCUCUAUGCCUAUGUUCUCGUCACUGGACAAUUAUCAGAAGAUAUACAAGCUGUGAGCGCCGAAAUCGAGACGUUGUACGGGACGCUCAACGAAGACAACUUCAAGCUUCAAUAA